AAAAAAAAGAAGGUAAUUUCAACAUAUAAACAUGGGCAUUUUUGGAAUAUUGUCAACGGUCUUUCUCUUUGCUGUCCUUGAGCUUGCCUACUUGGGCGGCUGAAAACUAUAUAAGGAUUUCGUUUUCUUUUUUAGUGAAAUAGAAUCCCACAAUUUUCUAAAAUUAUUAAAAGUAAUAAUAAAAUUUCUGAAAUCCGAUCCCAUGGCUUCUCGUCGUCGUAUGCUUCUAAAGGUCAUAAUUCUUGGUGACAGCGGGGUUGGGAAGACAUCUCUCAUGAAUCAGUAUGUUAAUCGUAAGUUUAGUAAUCAGUACAAAGCGACCAUAGGGGCCGAUUUUUUGACAAAAGAGGUUCAAUUUGAGGAUAGAUUGUUUACAUUGCAGAUAUGGGAUACUGCUGGGCAGGAAAGGUUUCAAAGUUUAGGUGUGGCUUUCUACCGUGGUGCUGAUUGCUGUGUACUUGUGUAUGAUGUGAAUGUCAUGAAGUCCUUUGAUAAUCUUAACAACUGGCGGGAGGAGUUUCUGAUUCAGGCCAGUCCAUCUGACCCUGAAAACUUUCCAUUUGUUGUGUUGGGAAACAAGGUUGAUGUUGAUGGUGGCAACAGUCGAGUGGUUUCUGAAAAGAAAGUAAAGGCAUGGUGUGCUUCAAAGGGAAACAUUCCAUACUUUGAGACCUCUGCAAAAGAAGGAUUCAAUGUUGAUGCAGCAUUUGAGUGCAUAGCCAAAAAUGCUCUCAAGAAUGAACCUGAAGAAGAAAUGAUUAGGGUUCUAAAACAUUUUGAAAAAAAUUCCAUGGAAGCCAAGAGAGGACGAGAAUCGACAGGGUUACUAGACGGGAUCCUCCCUCCACGCCUGGAAGACGCGGGACUCGAGGACUGUGCUCUUUCGCCAGAUUCUAUACACGAGGCCUUCCUUAAAGCAGCCUUCGCUGUCAAGUCACGUGAGGCCACCUUCUUCCACUGUGAUGAUGAAGAUGAAGUUGAACCCGGAUGCCUAGACGACCCAUUCCGCGAGAACGGUAAGUGCUCCUCCGACAUUCUUGUUUCGCCACCGUGUCCGGACAUGCCUGACCUGGUACUCGUUGUAGGGUCUUCGGACUCUGCCUCGGAUUCGGUGGAAGAAUGCGUUAAGGAAAAGGGAAGCGGUAGGGAUAGGGAGGUGGUGCAAGGUAAGGAUACAGCGUCUGUGGGUGGUGAUGGUGGAGAGGCGGUGGACGGGAAGGGUUGUGUAGAUGAUGAGCAGAAGGGUUUGAAGAUUGGAGAGAAAUAGAAAAGGAAGAAUGAAAAUCAGGAGGAAGAGAGGGGAAAAGAAAAACCAAAUCUAGUUGAGGGUUUUGUGUAAGUUCCUUCUUCUUGAUGCUUAAUGUAGCUCCUGUCUCUGCAAUUUUUUCUAUUUUGAAUAGUUCAAGGGUGAUGGAUGCAUGUGAUCUAUGAUGAAUCUUGCUGCUGUUUAAUUCUCCAAAAUCGUGGAACAUGUGAUGGUAAAACAACUUUUUCAUUUAGUGUAUCAGUAUAGCUGCAUCAGUUUGUUGAUAAUUUGGAAAAAGGAUUUAGCUAUAUAUCCACAUUUUGCUCUUUCAAUUAUUACAUUUAUGCAAACACAUAGGAGUGAAUGGGAACAAUUAAGUUUCAUAUCCUUCAAUGGAUCGGUCGUAUUCCACCAUUGAUUCUCCUUUAACUUGUAAAACUAGGAAUUGCAGGGCUUUAGGUAGAGCCCCAGACUGAUAGGGGACUUUGGAGGUAGUAGUUCUAAUGUAUGAGUGGUUAGGUUUCUAGGUUGCU
Messenger RNA from Durio zibethinus, 1779 nucleotides. NCBI's taxonomy places the organism in Eukaryota, Viridiplantae, Streptophyta, Magnoliopsida, Malvales, Malvaceae. The record is from RefSeq and is a predicted model, not a curated record.